AUGUCACUACACAUUGAACCGCUCACUUUGGAACCUAGUGAACACAUUCCCAUCUAUGAUGACACGAUCAUGGAAGAACCCAACCAAGAUAUAAAGAAACAAGCUAAGACCAAGCUAGUACAAUUGAUUGACAGUGCCAAGAUCAAGCUUUGCAUGUUAAUGGUGCGACUAAACCAAGAGUCCAUGAACAACCCAGACAGUCAGGUACUCAAAAGCAUUCAAAGGGAAAUGGACGUUACCAACGCCUUACUUGACAGUCUCCAACAAUACCAACAAUGCAACAUGUUCCAAGAUCCAAAGGUCCCGCCAGAUGGUAUCUCCAUCUCUUUCUGCAAUAUACCCAAGUUUCAGAUCAUAGGCAAUAAUGUACGAAAUCCAAAGGAACCAGUCUACGAUUUGGUAUCCCACUUCCUAUCAAUGUUUCAAAAAAUUCUGACAGCAGGCAAGACCAAUAUCGAUUCAGCAUGGAAAAUUUGGCUGCCAAUGUCUUUUGACCAUGAUCAUGACACAUGGUACGAAUCGAACUUACAAGGAAAAGACAUCUCUUGGAACGAUAUGAAAGACAUAAUCACCAAGAAGUUCGACUCUUUCAACAGACAAUUGGAAAUGGGAUCCCUCGUCUUUACAAUGACAAUGGGACCCAACGAAUCGAUCCUCAACUAUGGAAUCAAAUUUCAAAAAGCGUGCAGAGAAGGUGGUGUAAAAGAAAACACCAAUCUUGCCAUGCGUUUCAUGAGUAGCUUGACUCCGGAACUUAGUUCCAAUGUCAAGUUAGCCUGGUUUGCUCAAUAUUCAGAAAUGUCUCAAAUGAUUGAGCAGGAAAGUACUUUUGCACGCAACAUAAGUUCAACAAUACGCAUGCUACUUCCAACUGUCGCAUGCUUCAAAAACACAAGCACACAGAGAAAACCUGUAGAUAUUGCAACAAGCCUUGGCAACACUGCCACACCUGUCAAGAGUAUCUCCAAGCCAAAACAAGGACCUAUACCAUUAAAAGUGACAUAUGCAAAUGGCCAUGAAUUUUUACAUUCCUUUGAACUUAUGGAAAAGAAUCAAGAAGAUAGUUUAAUAUUAGGACAAGAUAUAUUACCUAAACUUGGUAUCACUUUAUCUGGAGUAGCUGUAGACUGGAACAUUAAAACCAGUACUAGAGAAAAUCAAGAAAUAGAGGAUGAUCUUGAAUCUAACAAUUCACCAUACGGUACUAAAGAACAACAUGAUCAGUUUAUGAGCACAAUAGCUUGCUACAUAGAAGAUAAUGAAGCAAUACCUAAAACUUCAUUUUGCACAGUACCGGAGUCAAUAGUGGAACUCAAGACUGCUGAAGGUGCAAAAACCUAUCAAAGACAGUAUCCAUUAUCAUACGCGUUAAGAUCUGUAAUAGAUGAAGCCGUUAACAAUUGGUUAAAAGAAGGUACCAUUGUAAGAGCACCAGUAAAUACAGCCUGA
Molecule: messenger RNA, 1449 nt
Organism: Phycomyces blakesleeanus NRRL 1555(-)
Lineage: Eukaryota; Fungi; Mucoromycota; Mucoromycetes; Mucorales; Phycomycetaceae
Exons: 3
Coding region: 1-1449 (482 amino acids)
Source: RefSeq, a predicted model, not a curated record